This is a messenger RNA of Vespa velutina, 1430 nucleotides long. RefSeq names its product glyceraldehyde-3-phosphate dehydrogenase 1-like. Gene Ontology annotation, biological process: glucose metabolic process. NCBI's taxonomy places the organism in Eukaryota, Metazoa, Arthropoda, Insecta, Hymenoptera, Vespidae. The transcript is spliced from 7 exons. The record is from RefSeq and is a predicted model, not a curated record. Gene Ontology annotation, molecular function: NADP binding; oxidoreductase activity, acting on the aldehyde or oxo group of donors, NAD or NADP as acceptor; NAD binding. Bases 1 to 1047 code for a protein of 348 amino acids.
AUGGCUGUCGUAGGGAUAAACGGAUUUGGAAGGAUAGGAAGAAUGUGCUUUCGAGCCUGUCUUGAGAAAAAUGUCGAAGUGAGCCUAAUUAAUGAUCCAUAUAUUACGACCGACUAUAUGAUAUAUCUUUUUAAAUACGACUCUACUCAUGGAUUGUUUCCUAAAACUAUAUUAUGCGAAAAUGGAUGUAUAAUUAUAGAUGAUAAAAAAAUUGUCACGUCACAGGAGAAAAAUCCGUCGAAAAUUCGAUGGAAGGAAAACAAUGUAACAUACGUAAUAGAAGCUACAGGAGUAUUUACAACUUUGGAGAAGGCAAGCUUGCAUAACGAUGGGGGCGCAAAAAAGGUGAUAAUUACAGCACCUUCGAUCGAUGCACCCAUGUACGUAUACGGAGUUAAUCAUAAAUGUUACGAUCCAAAAAAGGGCAACGUAGUAUCGGCAGCUUCUUGCACGACGAAUUGUGCAGCUCCUAUCAUUAAAAUUAUGAACGAUAAUUUCGAGGUACUCGAAGCAAUGAUAUCCAGUGUGCACGCUGUAACAGCUACCCAGAAAACGGUAGACGGGCCGAUAAAUAAGUUAUGGAGAGAUGGAAGAGGAGCUUUGCAAAAUAUCAUACCAACAUCUACGGGAGCGGCCAAGUCAUUGGCAAAAAUUAUUCCCUCUCUCAAAGAUAAAGUAUCGGCGAUAGCUUUUAGAGUACCAACAUCUAAUGUCUCGUUAUGCGAUAUGACAUUUAGAAUCAAUAAGCCAACAACGUAUGACGAAAUAAAAGCAAUGAUGAGAAAGGAGUCCGAAGGAGAAUUGAAAGACGUGCUAGGCUACACGGAGGACGAUUGUGUUUCCUCCGAUUUUAAUCACACCAUUUACUCCUGUGUCUUCGACGCAAAGGCCGGCAUUCCUCAAACGAGUACAUUUAUCAAAAUUAUCGCAUGGUACGACAACGAAUACGGUUACGCACAUCGUAUCGUUGAUUUAAUCGUAUAUAUGUACGACGUUGAUUCUGGCAAGAUUUCACCCAUAGAAAGUGUCAUUGAAGAUAAAGAAUAAUCGUGUAAAAGCAUAAUACAAAAAAGGCAUAUAUUGUUUUACGUCUUUUGUAUCGUUAUAUUUUAUUGUAUAUAAUUGUUACAACGUAUUUAAAUGAUACAUAUUUCAAUGAUAAAAAAAAAAAAAAAAAAAAAAGAAUUAAAAAGAAUUUUCAAGAAAAUUUCUCUCGAUCACAUGUUUGAACUUCGCGCUUAUAUCGAAGGUCGAUAGUUGAGAUGUCACGUGACAUCCGAGAAUGGCCGAAAAUGAACGAAGCUGGACGAACCGGUAGAAGAACUUACGGCGCACACGCCAGGAAUGUACAUCGGUUAUAUUACCGUUUUCUGCCCUUCAAAUGACACUGCUUCUGUGGUAACCGUAGUGUACGGGUCUUUUCAUUGAAG